Protopolystoma xenopodis is the source of this 669-nucleotide messenger RNA. The record is from the annotation of a GenBank genome assembly. Lineage: Eukaryota; Metazoa; Platyhelminthes; Monogenea; Polystomatidea; Polystomatidae.
AUGGUAUCUUGUUUUUCCCUUUCUCCCCACUCUUGCACACCUUUCUACACGGUUUUUUGCCUUAGCUUUCUGAACUGGCUGGCAACCGCAGGCUCUCGUGACCAUCUAAUCAAGGUUUGGGAUCUUGAUCAGUUGGUCACUGGCUCGGGAAGCGGCACCAACCUUGGUGGCGGUGGUGGUGGCGGCGGCAAUUUCAGCGUUGGUCAGACAAACUACUUACUAAGUCCCAGUGGAAUGAUGCCAACACAGCAACCUAUGCAGUUGCAGCAGCAGCAACAAUACUGCCCACAGUUGGUUUACACCGUGCGCACAAACAACGUUUGUCGGCUUUAUAGUGUUGCUACGAACUUGUUUUCGCGACUUGGUCGGUUCGUCAAGGAGACCUUGUGGAACGCACCUAGUCCCAUGUCGUCUGCCAGAAUAUUCGUGAUUUCCAGCAUUGGACCAUUGGCUGGGUACAUUCCAAAACGUUUCGCCGCAAUCGUCACUGAGAGGCGCCAUCGUAAGCGCAGAGUUACAACUUGUCAAAGUGACCAAUGUUCUUCCGAAAACGGUUACACUAUCACUCCUCUUUCUGUCUUGGCUCAUCCAUCCACUCCGGCCCUAUCACAACUUCUGACUUGUUUACAAUUCACCCGUCAAAAUGUUUGCCCUUUUUUGGUAAUCUAG